GCGAGAGGUUGGGGGCAGACGACGGAGGCUGUGCGGCGCCGCGGGCGGGAUGGAGGCGGCGGCCGAGCCUGGAAACCUGGCAGGUGUCCGGCACAUCAUCCUUGUCCUCUCAGGAAAGGGGGGGGUCGGGAAAAGCACCAUCUCCACGGAGCUGGCCUUGGCCCUGCGCCAUGCAGGCAAGAAGGUGGGGAUCCUCGACGUGGACCUGUGUGGCCCCAGCAUCCCCCGCAUGCUUCGGGCACAGGGCAGGGCCGUGCACCAGUGUGACAGUGGCUGGGUCCCCGUCUUUGUGGACCAGGAGCAGAGCAUCUCCCUCAUGUCCGUGGGCUUCCUGCUGGAGAGCCCGGAUGAGGCUGUGGUGUGGAGGGGCCCUAAGAAGAACGCGCUGAUAAAGCAGUUCGUGGCUGACGUGGCCUGGGGACAGCUGGACUAUCUGGUUGUGGACACCCCACCAGGGACCUCUGACGAGCACAUGGCCGCCGUGGAGGCGCUGCGCCCCUACAGCCCGCUGGGGGCCCUCGUGGUCACCACGCCCCAGGCAGUGUCCGUGGGGGACGUGAGGCGGGAGCUGACCUUCUGUAGGAAGACAGGGCUGCAGGUGGUCGGGGUCGUGGAGAACAUGAGUGGUUUCGUCUGCCCACACUGCGCAGAAUGCACCAACGUCUUCUCCCGGGGAGGCGGGGAGGCGCUGGCCAGACUCGCCGGAGUCCCCUUCCUGGGCUCUGUGCCUCUGGACCCUGAGCUCACGAGGAGCCUGGAGGAAGGUCAAGACUUCAUCAGGGACUUCCCUAAGAGUCCUGCCUUCCCCGCACUCUCCUCCAUAGCCCAGAAGGUUAUGAGCGAGGCGCCUGCUCGGCUCUCCUAACCAAGGCGGCCCCCCUCUCACGUCUCCCGGCACCGUGCACACAGGCCUAAGCAGAGGCUGUGGCCGUGCGGGCGUCACCCUGCCCCCGGAGCCACGCCGACAGUGGGUGGUUCUGCCCGGUGGACCGGUGGCAGGUCCCAGGGGAAGGUGUGGGGUCCUGGCAGCUGAACUCUCAGGUGACAGCACGUCCGCUCUUCCUGUCACGGUGCUCACAUGCCCCCGACCCACGGCCGGGCUGUGGCUGGCAGCCCAGGCUCCACGCGGGGCACGAAGCCUGCGCGUCUGUAAAAUCCCUGGGGCGUCCGCCGUCCUCAGGGCCACCCUGAGUGAUGCUGGUGACAGCGGGGAGCAUCUUGUGAAGUGUCAGACUUGUUAACUUCAGAGGAACCCACAAUUAAAUGUUCCCCUGCCGCA
This is a messenger RNA of Leptonychotes weddellii (Weddell seal), 1279 nucleotides long. It is a transcript of the gene NUBP2, whose product is annotated as NUBP iron-sulfur cluster assembly factor 2, cytosolic. The record is from RefSeq and is a predicted model, not a curated record. Gene Ontology annotation, biological process: iron-sulfur cluster assembly. Lineage: Eukaryota; Metazoa; Chordata; Mammalia; Carnivora; Phocidae. Gene Ontology annotation, cellular component: cytosol. Gene Ontology annotation, molecular function: ATP-dependent FeS chaperone activity; 4 iron, 4 sulfur cluster binding; ATP binding.